This is a messenger RNA of Prorocentrum cordatum, 1173 nucleotides long. Lineage: Eukaryota; Dinophyceae; Prorocentrales; Prorocentraceae. The record is from the annotation of a GenBank genome assembly.
AUGAUGUCGGACCCCGAGUCCGAUAGGACUCGCGCGAUUGAAGCGAUGUUGCCCUGGGGGUUCGAAAGUAAGCUGGCAUUCCGGCUGGCUUUCAUAAAGAUACCUUUCAUGUUGCUUAUCACAUGUAUUGGCAUGGCCGCAGAGUAUCAUUUGUAUUCGAAAACGACGGAAACAUGGCUUCGAUACGGGAAGGGGAGUGUGUCGGACAACAUAUGGUCGCUUCUACUUGAAGACAAAACUGGAUGUUAUGCCCACCGGCUAGAGGAAGUCACGCCUUCGAAGACUCUGCUGCAAGGUCCAGAUGGUCUGCAUGUCAACGCUUCGCUUGACCCUUUGCACAUAGACAACCCCGACACUUGCGAGGUCGACCUUCAUAAGUGCACAGUGAAGGGUUUAAGUCAUGCUGGCUUCUUCACCACUGGAUUGAACCACUGGGUGUCGUUCGCCCUCCUGUGGUUCGUGUACAAGGUUGUCUUCAUUGGAAUUCACCCUGUUGACCGCCUUGCGAAGAUGGCUGGGGCUCCGGAGCCUCUCAUGAAACUGUUGACGGAGCCGUAUUUUCAGCAGUGCACGACCCCUAUGACAGUUCUCGUGAAGUUCCUCUUCUACUUCCGCUACAAGAUGAUGCCUAACACUUUGCUAGGCGCACUUGCCAGCUUGCACGAUUUUGCUCCUGACUGUCCCAACAUGGUUUCUUACAAGAUGAGCCCUGCCUACGGGAAUGCUUGCUAUUACCUUUGUAUUAUUGAUCUCUGUAGCGUUGUUGUCUUCUACAUCUAUGUGACGAAAGAGAUGGAGGGAAAACUGAUUGGCAAGUGGAGGUAUCGUUUCUGGAAGCUUGCAUGGUUGGGUUCAGCUGGCCUCUUUGGCUUCGUUGCCAUAUGGGCGUCUUAUCGUACAUUCGGUGGACUGACGUCAAUCCUCAGGGUCAUCCUGUCAAGUUUCUUGGCGGUUGCAUUCAGCUUUCGGUUUUCAUUCAAGAUUAACCUUGACUUGCUGAGAGUGUUAGUAUUUCUCGUGUUCACUUUUGAAGUUCUGGAAUUGAUAUUCCUUGUGAUCACCAUCCUGGGACCCAAGGUGGCGCCCAAGUUGUAUGAGAAAUGGGCAGAGAGGUUUCAUUUCUCAAAGCAUGAAUACGAUCAGAACUACGACGAGCUCACGGAACGCGAGUGA